AUGGGUCGCUCGAGCAGAACCCUUUACGUCGGUAACCUUCCCGGUGACAUUCGUGAGCGGGAGGUGGAAGAUCUGUUUUACAAGUAUGGAAGAGUUGUGCACAUAGAGUUGAAAAUCCCGCCCAGGCCUCCUGGUUAUGCAUUUGUUGAGUUUGAAGAUGAACGUGAUGCUGAAGAUGCCAUUCGAGGGCGUGAUGGCUAUGAAUUUGAUGGACAUCGCCUACGGGUCGAGCUUUCUCAUGGUGGACGAGGCAACUCGUCGUCAACAGAUCGUUACAGUGGAAGUCGGGGUUACCGUGGCGGAGUGUCCAGGCGUUCGGAAUACAGAGUUAUGAUCACUGGCUUGCCUAGUUCUGCGUCAUGGCAAGAUCUCAAGUACUAUAUCCGGCCUAACACGACUCGGCCCAACAUAAUUCGGCCCAGCACGGCUCGACCGUCGACCCCCCUCGACCCACUCAACCCCCAAACCCAUCGACCCUUAACCCUCGACCCUAUCGACCCACAAACCCUCGACCCCCAUCGACCCCUAUCGACCCACAAACCCUCGACCCCCAUCGACCCCUAUCGACCCUUGGACCGCCGACCCAUGGGGCCUAACGGUCAACGCACGUAA
Messenger RNA from Striga hermonthica, 612 nucleotides. The record is from the annotation of a GenBank genome assembly. Lineage: Eukaryota; Viridiplantae; Streptophyta; Magnoliopsida; Lamiales; Orobanchaceae.